Molecule: messenger RNA, 1567 nt
Organism: Raphanus sativus (radish)
Lineage: Eukaryota; Viridiplantae; Streptophyta; Magnoliopsida; Brassicales; Brassicaceae
Product: phosphoglycerate kinase 3, cytosolic
Exons: 5
Coding region: 181-1386 (401 amino acids)
Biological process (GO): gluconeogenesis; glycolytic process
Cellular component (GO): cytosol
Molecular function (GO): ADP binding; phosphoglycerate kinase activity; ATP binding
Source: RefSeq, a predicted model, not a curated record
AGUGGUAAAAACGUAAUAAAUAAUAACAUACUCGUCACGGGGCCCCACCAUUGCCUUGGGGUGUUCUCCAAGCUGCUUUUAUAUAUAUACGUGUCGGCUCGUCUUCCAUUUUUUUUUAUAUCACAGUUCCGAUCGUCUCUCUUUACAUCCACUCAUUGUUAUCUCUUUUGCUCAUCUACCAUGGCGACGAAGAGAAGCGUUGGAACAUUGAAGGAAGCGGAUCUGAAGGGAAAGAGCGUGUUCGUGAGAGUCGAUCUCAACGUUCCUUUGGACGAUAACUCCAACAUCACCGAUGACACCAGGAUUCGCGCCGCUGUUCCUACCAUCAAGUACUUGAUGGGGAACGGAUCUAGGGUUGUUCUCUGCAGUCACUUGGGUCGCCCAAAAGGUGUUACCCCUAAAUUCAGCUUAAAGCCUCUCGUACCAAGAUUGUCUGAGCUUCUUGGUGUUGAGGUCGUGAUGGCGAACGACUCAAUAGGCGAGGAAGUCCAGAAACUUGUCGCGGGACUACCCGAAGGCGGCGUCCUCCUCCUGGAGAACGUGAGGUUCUACAAGGAAGAAGAGAAGAACGACCCCGAGUUCGCCAAAAAGCUCGCCGCCCUCGCCGACGUCUACGUCAACGACGCUUUCGGCACUGCUCACAGAGCCCACGCUUCCACCGAGGGAGUCGCCAAGUACCUGAAGCCUUCCGUCGCCGGUUUCCUCAUGCAGAAGGAGCUCGAUUACCUCGUCGGAGCUGUGGCCAACCCCAAGAAGCCUUUUGCAGCCAUCGUCGGAGGCUCGAAGGUUUCGACCAAGAUCGGUGUCAUCGAGUCGCUCUUGUCCACCGUUGACAUAUUGUUGCUCGGUGGAGGUAUGAUCUUCACUUUCUACAAGGCGCAGGGACACUCGGUGGGAUCUUCACUUGUGGAAGAGGACAAGCUUAAUUUGGCUAAGUCGCUUAUGGAGAAGGCUAAAGCCAAAGGUGUCUCUCUCUUGCUCCCAACCGAUGUUGUUAUUGCUGACAAGUUCGCUCCAGAUGCUAACAGCAAGACAGUGGCCGCCACGGCAAUCCCAGAUGGCUGGAUGGGACUUGAUAUUGGUCCAGAUUCCAUCAAGACAUUCAGUGAUGCUCUGGACACAACCAAAACCAUCAUCUGGAAUGGUCCCAUGGGUGUUUUUGAAUUCGAAAAGUUUGCAGCUGGAACCGAGGCCGUGGCUAAGCAGCUAGCGGAGCUGAGCGGAAAGGGAGUGACGACAAUCAUAGGAGGAGGUGACUCUGUGGCUGCGGUUGAGAAGGUUGGUUUGGCUGACAAGAUGAGCCACAUCUCUACCGGAGGAGGUGCGAGUCUGGAGCUUCUAGAGGGGAAGCCACUUCCAGGAGUCCUCGCUCUCGACGACGCCUGAAUUUCAUCUCUCUUGUGAUAUAUGAUAAUAAUGUUUACAGAGUCUUGUCUGGUUUUCUUUAUGACCAGAUGAACAAAAGCUAUUACUAUUGUCAUGCUUGAGUUUUUUCUGUUUACGUCUCUCUUUUUGGAGUUUUUGUUUGGAACCUUUUUUUAAUAAAAGAGAGAUGAAACUUUGAUUA